This is a messenger RNA of Xiphias gladius (swordfish), 2089 nucleotides long. It is a transcript of the gene tbxta, whose product is annotated as T-box transcription factor Ta. Gene Ontology annotation, biological process: cell fate specification; somitogenesis; regulation of transcription by RNA polymerase II. The coding region runs from base 118 to 1383 and encodes 421 amino acids. Gene Ontology annotation, molecular function: RNA polymerase II cis-regulatory region sequence-specific DNA binding; DNA-binding transcription factor activity, RNA polymerase II-specific. Lineage: Eukaryota; Metazoa; Chordata; Actinopteri; Istiophoriformes; Xiphiidae. The record is from RefSeq and is a predicted model, not a curated record. Gene Ontology annotation, cellular component: nucleus. The transcript has 8 exons.
CGGGGCUUAGAAACCAGAAUCACUCGGGCCUGAUCUCUCCGUCAGCGGCCGUCCUUGAGUCCGCCAGAAGCCGCGCCAGACGUCUUGGAUUUAGGUCUAACUGCUCGCCUUGGAAAUAUGACUUCCUCCAACCCCGACCAGCGCCUGGAGCAUCUCCUCAGCGCCGUGGAGAGCGAGUUCCAGAAGGGCAGCGAGAAAGGCGACGCUUCCGAGAGGGAUAUUAAACUGACGCUGGAGGAUGCAGACUUAUGGAACAAGUUCAAAGAGUUGACCAACGAGAUGAUUGUCACAAAAACUGGGAGGAGGAUGUUCCCGGUGCUGAGGGCCAGCGUCACCGGCCUGGACCCCAACGCCAUGUACUCGGUGCUGCUGGAUUUCGUAGCCGCGGACAACAACCGGUGGAAGUACGUGAACGGGGAGUGGGUCCCCGGUGGCAAGCCGGAACCCCAGAGCCCCAGCUGCGUCUACAUCCACCCGGACUCCCCGAACUUCGGAGCGCACUGGAUGAAAGCGCCCGUUUCCUUCAGCAAAGUCAAACUCUCCAAUAAACUCAACGGCGGCGGACAGAUCAUGCUGAAUUCUCUGCACAAAUAUGAACCGAGGAUACACAUUGUGAAGGUCGGAGGGAUCCAGAAGAUGAUCAGCAGCCAGUCUUUCCCCGAAACACAGUUCAUCGCUGUCACUGCUUACCAGAACGAAGAGAUCACGGCGCUGAAGAUAAAACACAAUCCCUUCGCCAAAGCCUUCCUGGAUGCUAAGGAAAGGAGCGACCAUAAAGAAGUCCCUGAUCACAGUGCAGACAGUCAACAGUCUGGCUACUCUCAACUUGGAGGUUGGUUCCUCCCGGGCCAGAGUCCUAUCUGCCCCAGCAGCAGCCCUCCUCAGUUCAGUGGCACCGCGGGCCACUCCUCGGGCUCCUACUGCGAGCGCUACUCCAGCCUGAGGAGCCACAGGUCCGCCCCGUACCCCAGCCACUACCCCCACCGCAGCUCCAGCACAAACAACUACAUGGACAACACUUCGGGCACUCUGCCGACUCAUGACAGCUGGUCUGCUCUUCAGAUCCCCAACUCCACGGGCAUGGGCACUCUGUCCCACACCACCAACUCCACAUCUAAUUCCAGUCAGUACCCCAGCCUAUGGUCAGUAGCCGGCACCACCCUCACCCCUUCAGGCUCGGCCUCGGGAUCCAUACCCGGAGGUUUGACCUCCCAGUUCCUGAGAGGCUCCUCCUACACGGGCCUGACCUCCUCGUUGCCCGUCUCCUCGCCCUCCUCCAUGUAUGACCCCAGCUUGAGCGAGGUCGGGGUCGGGGAGGCCCAAUUCGAGAGCUCCAUCGCCAGGCUGACUGCAUCCUGGGCGCCUGUAGCUCAGAGUUACUGAGCAGCCGAGAAUUCAACUCUGCCGCUCGGCUGUCAUCCCUGAAGGCUGGAGGCUUUAGGAACAGGACUAAAGACAUAAAUAGAGGUCCUGGGGAAAACGUGGAAAUGUCUCAAGACCUGAGAGGACCCAUUUUGGCUCCUGUUUGUGAAAAAGCAUAGUUUAUUCAUCUCAGAGCCUCUAAUUUAAAAAAAGCUGCAAAAUUAGGCUGGAGUCAUACUUGACUGAUGUUGAUGUGCAGAGACAGAACUUGAAAGACAAUCAUCUCCUUCCAUGUUGGACAAUAUCACAAUAGAAUAAUAGACCUUUAGAAUAGCUGCAUCGUCAAAACUCUUUCUUUGCUCUUAGUAAUUCCCAACAUGCUUAUUACUCACUACAAAAUGUUUAUUACACUUUUUUUACUCUUAUGGCUCCACACAACCACCCCAAAUCAAACAAUCCCUGGCACAAUUUUUGUUUUUAGAAACCUUAAACAUAUAAGUUUAAAAAAAAAAAUGGUUCCGCUAACACCAAUGUGUAUAUGUGUGUAUAUAGAAUAAAUUAACGUCCAGUGUUUUCCAUAUAAAUGUGCCUUUUUCUGGUUGCAAUACAAAUGUUCUAAGAUUGGACUGAGUCACAAGUGCCUUCUGUAUCCUGGCAGGGUUUUGUCGGACCAAAAAAAUCCCCCUGCACAAACACAUGUACAUAAACUAUGUAUUUGUAUUUGAAC